Molecule: messenger RNA, 4902 nt
Organism: Bacidia gigantensis
Lineage: Eukaryota; Fungi; Ascomycota; Lecanoromycetes; Lecanorales; Ramalinaceae
Exons: 3
Coding region: 1-4902 (1633 amino acids)
Biological process (GO): mitotic spindle organization; microtubule-based movement
Molecular function (GO): microtubule motor activity; ATP binding; microtubule binding
Source: RefSeq, a predicted model, not a curated record
AUGGUUCACACUCAGACAGAAACCGGCCUCACAAUUGAAUCGCCUCAAGGCCGAAAGUUCUUCAUUUUCGACCGAGUAUUCGGAGAGAACACGAGACAAGAAGGUGUCUGGGAAUACGUCAAAGACAGUGUUGACUCGUUCAUACAAGGGUAUAACGUCUCGAUAUUAGCUUACGGGCAAUCCGGUUCUGGAAAAUCAUAUACCAUGGGUACCUCUGCUGGGGGAGAGCAGUAUCAUCCUCAACAAAUGGGCAUAAUUACCCGCGCUGCUGGUACUCUUUUCCGCAAGCUUCAGGGAGCUCCUGGCCUUAUGCGUGGGUCUUCUGGGCUCAGGACGCCGACACGAUACUCUAUGCAUGGGACACAGGGACUAGUAGAUGCAGCCAAGCAGCAAGCAGAUCGCAAUUGGCAGAUGAAAGUGACCUAUGUCGAAAUCUACAACGAACACCUACGAGACCUCCUUCUACCAGAUGAUGUUCCGCUUGCUGAACGACCGGCCGUCACCAUCCGUGAAGACAACAAAGGCAGGAUCCUGCUCCAAGGACUCCGCACAAUUACUAUCGACUCCGUUGAUGACCUCCUCAAAGCAUUGAAUUUUGGAUCUGCGAUCAGACAAACCGACUCUACUGCAAUUAAUGCCAAGUCUUCUCGCUCGCACGCUGUCUUCAGUAUCAAUCUGAUCCAGAAAAAAAACCGCGCACAGCCAGUACAAGUGAACAAGAGAUUUUCAACGCCUGUUGAAUCACUCACUGGUACGGACGACUGGGUCACAACUGACAGCAAGCUUCAUUUCGUCGAUCUUGCUGGUAGCGAACGGCUCAAGAACACCGGCGCCUCAGGAGAGCGAGCGAAGGAAGGCAUCUCGAUCAAUGCUGGUCUUGCCAGCCUAGGAAAAGUGAUCUCACAACUCUCUUCCCGGCAUGCUGGCGCACACAUUUCCUACCGUGACUCGAAGCUUACCCGGCUAUUGCAAGAUUCCUUGGGUGGCAAUGCGAUCACGUAUAUGGUUGCUUGUGUAACGCCAGCAGAAUUUCAUCUCAGUGAAACACUGAAUACCGUACAGUAUGCGCAGCGAGCCCGAGCGAUUCAAAGUAAGCCUCAGCUCCAAGAAGUCUCAGAUGAUGGCGAUAAGCAAGCUGUGAUCGAGCGCCUCAAAGCAGAAGUUUCCUUUCUCCGCCAGCAAAUCAGGAGCUCGGAGAAUGGAUCACAUCCUGCGCAAGAUCGCUCAGAGCGACAGAAUGAGCGCGAGGUAGAGCUUCAUAAUCACUUAUUAGAUGCCCAGGAGAAUUACAAUGCCCUGAGUCAGAGACAUGCGAAGCUCAUAUCCGAAAUCACGAAAGCAAGAGAUAACAGUGAAUCUGCAGAAACGCCUACGCUCACGGAAGCGAUUGGCGACUCUGCUGUGGAAAGACUCAAGCGCUCAAACUCUUUCGCUGAAGCUGUCGAACAAGUUGUAUUGGAAUAUGAAAAGACUAUCCAGAGUCUCGAAACUCAGCUUUCAAGUACAAGGUCGGCCCUCUCUGGGCAGGAAAGUACCCUUUUGGAGAAAGAGAACAGAUGUGCUUACGUUGAAACGCUAAAUCAACAACUUCAAAGCCGUAUUCAGAAGUUAAUAGAUCGUGAGGCAACGAACGAGCAAUACCUACACAACCUUGAAUCUAAGCUUGACGGCCAUUCGUCGGGUGAUGCCAAGAGUACCUCGGUGGUUUCCGAGCUACGCAAAGAAAUAGCUCGGAUUCGAGAGAAUGAAGCUCAAUGUGAAGACUAUAUAUCCACGCUUGAGGAGCGCCUCGCUGAAGCCGACCAAGAUCUUGAGCUGAAGCAACGUGAGCUCGAUAGACUUGAGCAUGUGAUCGAACGACAACGUAGUAUUGGAAAGCUGGACAAUCUCCUCUACGAAUUUGAUCACUUGCCGCAAAAUUCCCAGACGACUCACUUCGCUUCGGAUAAGCCUCUGACAAACGGAAUAUCGAAAUCUGUGAAACUUGACCAUAAACGGAAACUGUCAACUUUAGAGGAAGCUGCAAACACCGCAAUACCAGAGUCGGACGAGGAGGCUGAGAAAUACCUUCCAAAUGGUGUUGGUCAUCACCAUGACGAUGAAGAAUUUUCAAGAGACGUGGACACGCCCCGUGCCAAAGCCAGGCCAUUGCCGCGAGAAGCAGAACAUCGAGAAAGUCCAGCGCAGGCCCGCAUAGUAGCGGAAAAACUCGAAAGUGUUACUCAAGAGCUGUUUGACCUUCGCGUAGAACAUGAGUCAACCACAAACGAGUACGAUAUGUUGUCCGCCAAGUAUGAGGAGGCUUUGCGAGCAUUAGCGGAGAUGCAAGACAUCGAGGAGAUCCGGAGACAUCAUGGUGAUCGCAAUUCGACAGUUUCACCACCAUCCACUCGGCCUACCUCUUUUUUAGAGGAUGCGAGGGUGACAGAAUCAAAAGACAGAGGACAAGUGCCAUCCUCGCGGUCCUUAUCAUCGGAAUUGUCCUUAGCUGGGGAUUCCAGUACUUCGCUGGAGCCAUCCGUGGAUGAGGGACCUUACAAAGCUAGACAUCGUGGUUCGCAGCGCGAGGAAGCUUUAUUCUCGGAGCUUGGGCAAAUCAAAAGAAUACAAGCUGAAAAGGAUGAUGCUUAUGCAGCUCUUAAGAAUAACUACAAUGAGCUGCAGGAGCUCCACGUCGAGACGUUAGACAUUGUUGAAGAGCUCAAGACCGAGAUCACGAAGACCAAGCACAAUAGCCCACCGACGCCCACCUCGCCGGUCAUCCGAAGAAAAUCCAGUCAAAAUGUCAUGACGAUCGAUCGGGCACAUCGCUCGUUGGCGUCGCUGAGGAAUAUUGCCUCAGACAAUUUUGAAAAAGAUCCGGAUACAAUGCAGAAUUUCGAGCUUCAGCUCAAUACAGUCAUGCACGAAUUGCAUCAGAGGUCAGAACGGGUCCAAGUCCUGGAAGGGGAGAUCACAAUGUCGAAGAAAGAAAUGGAAAACAAGAACUCGAUGAUCUCAGGCCUUACGCGUGAACGAUCAAGUAUCAAAACAUCGUCACCCGGACUCGAUAUGAACGCGAUGACAAUGAUGAACGACCAGAUUGUGCAGCGAGAGCAGCAAAUGAGAGAACUCACAGAAAAGCACACCUUGAAGGAACAAGAGCUUUCGGGCGAACUAGAGACGCUCAAGCAAGCUCUUGAGCGUGCAGAAGCCACAAGGUCUAGCAUACCGGGCUUCUUUCCAGAAACACCGGCUACAUCAAACGAGGCAAACAAGCAACUCGGAGAUGGAUUGGCAUCGUCUGAGGAGUCCGCGCGGUUGCAGCAGGAGGUUGUAGAAUGGCGGAAUAAAUAUCAAGCAGCGAUAGACUCGAUGCAGGCAUCCGAAAGCCGACUUCACUCAACCAUGUCCGAGCUCCAUGAGUCUCUCCUGACAACCGAGAGGUCGAAGACCGAAGCCGAAGAGAGAGCUCGCGACUUGGAGAGCAGGUCAACGCCAACUGAAGGUGUGAGCGAGGAGCGGAAACGUGACAAAGCAACGAUUGAGAGAUUGCGAGACGAACUAGAUCAACAAAAAACUACGAGCGCGAUGCACCAGAGCAAGAUCUCGCGACUAGCACAGCUUCAAGAGAGUGCCCGAGCACAAGCAGAGGAAGCCACACGCUUCAGAGAAUCGAGUGAGAUGGACAUCGAAAGUCAUCGAACACAGAUCUCGGACCUUGAGCGGCAACUAGAAGAGCAGCAAGCUGCCGUAGAAUUUCAUAAGCACGGUCUCAAGUCACUGCACGAUUCACAUGCUCACGAGAUUGGGGACUUGAAUGCAACAAUUCAAGAUCAUAAUGGCGCUAGAAUUGAUAUGGAGAGAAACCUAAAAGAAAUGGACGAUGCGCAUCACAGCCAUGUGGAGCGCCUUGAAACCGAUGUCGCCAACCUUAAGACCCAGAUUGAUCAGUCACGCGGUGGACUGGCUGACGAACUAGAGCAGGCUAGAGCUACUUGCAACCAUCUUGAGCGGCAGCGUGACGAGCUUCAACGACAAGCCCAAUCCUUGAAAUCUGAAGUAAACGAGGUUAACAGGCAAAACAAGAUCAGAGCCGAGGAAAUGGAGAAGCUGCGGGCUGAAAAGGAGAGGGCAGCAAAUCUUGUAGACGAUUUAGAGGAGCAAUUAUCAAACUCCUACGAUCAACAGCAGGCAAGCUCUAGCCGGCUAUCGCAGCUCAACAAUACACAUGACAGCCAGCAGAAGGCAAUGAAUGAGGCUAAUGCCAUCGUUGCGGCCAUGCAAAAGCAACUAGAGUCCUCACAGAGUCAGGUGGAACAACUCCAGGUGAGCCAACUCAACCUAAUUGUUACCACAAAGGCUAAUAAAGCGCAGUCACAGCUGCGUGAUAACCACCAUCGUGACUCUUCUACUGUACGCAAGUCUGGGAGCGUCACAUCGCUUCCGUCACCUCCCCCUGCUAUUCCCCUUCCACCUUUGCCUGCCGGUGCAGUUGCUUCUCCCACGUCAGGAAGCUUCCCGUCUUCGGUUCAACAAGCGUCCAUUCCCCAUGCAGAUAUAUCUUCUCUUCAACAAACCUUGUCUGAGAAAGAUUCCCACGUCAAGCAAAUGGAGAAGCACCUCUUUGCAGAGAAACAAUUGACGGCUACGUUAGAAGAAGCGCUUGUCGAUCUUGAAAACCAGAACAAGAGAACCAAAUCUGACAUGGAUUCUUACAAGAAGAAAUGCUACGCCCUUGAAGACGACCUCAAUGCACAACGACGUGAGGGGAAAAGGGUUCGUGACUCGGUGCAAGCAGUCGAAGAAGAAAAAGGAAAGAGGCUGGAGGCCGAAAGGGCGAGGGAGAAGCUAGAAGAGAGAAUGAGGGCGCUUGAUCAGGGGAGCAAGAAAAAGAAGAAGGGAGGUUUCAAUUGUUUCUGA